Molecule: messenger RNA, 3326 nt
Organism: Erythranthe guttata (spotted monkey flower)
Lineage: Eukaryota; Viridiplantae; Streptophyta; Magnoliopsida; Lamiales; Phrymaceae
Product: ATP-dependent Clp protease ATP-binding subunit ClpA homolog CD4B, chloroplastic
Biological process (GO): cellular response to heat
Cellular component (GO): cytoplasm
Molecular function (GO): ATP binding; ATP hydrolysis activity; protein binding
Source: RefSeq, a predicted model, not a curated record
CCGUAGCUAAUGAAGGGUAGCGUAUAAGAAAAAAACAGUAGAAAGGUGAAGCGUGAAGAUAAAUAAAUCCAGGUAAAAGAGCAAUUCGUUCAUCCACAUUCAUCUAUAUAUCUGUAUAAUUUGCCCCUCCGUUUUGGAAAAUUCCGCCCGAAAGUUUUUAGGGGCCUCUCUCUCUCUCUCUAAAACUACGCAGAUACCGUAUUUCUCCGUUUUUCUCUCUCUAAAAUUUGUUUCUGGCUCGUUUUUAAUUUCGAUUAAUCCUGGUCUGUUAUUCAUUCAGGACUAAUUGGGGGAGAUAUGACGCAUACUUUAAUUCGACCGACCAAUUUGCCUUCUUCUGUAGUUUUGGGCAACAAUGGGCAGUUGAAUGGAUCUAAUAAAGCAAGAAAGGCACCGACUAUGUUGUGCAGCACACAACCGACUGCCAUUAGGUUGCAGAGUUUCUCGGGAUUGCGUCGAGCUAAUUCGUUAGAUAUAAUGGUGUGGCAACCUCGCCACACUCUCCAAUCGAAGGUGGCAGCUGCGAUAGCACCUGUGAGGCAAGGUAGAAAGUCGCGGAUGGCUCCACGAGCCAUGUUCGAGCGCUUCACGGAGAAAGCGAUAAAAGUGAUUAUGCUCGCGCAGGAAGAGGCGAGGCGGCUCGGCCAUAAUUUCGUCGGAACCGAGCAGAUCUUGUUGGGCCUUAUCGGUGAGGGCAGUGGAAUUGCUGCAAAGGUCAUCAAGUCGAUGGGGAUAAAUUUGAAAGAUGCACGUAUAGAGGUGGAGAAAAUUAUUGGAAGGGGUAGUGGAUUUGUUGCUGUGGAGAUUCCUUUCACACCUCGUGCGAAGCGUGUUCUUGAACUCGCUCUCGAAGAAGCCCGCCAGCUCGGUCACAAUUACAUUGGAUCAGAGCACGUGCUUCUUGGAUUACUGCGCGAGGGUGAAGGUGUGGCUGCACGUGUACUCGAGAACUUAGGGGCUGACCCUAACAAUAUUCGAACUCAGGUUAUUAGAAUGGUGGGUGAAAGUGUAGAGGCUGUUACUGUUAAGGGAGACGGAAACUCGAACGGCAAAAUGCCUACUUUGGAGGAGUACGGUACUAAUUUGACGAAGCUCGCUGAGGAGGGUAAACUAGACCCUGUUGUUGGAAGGGCGGCUCAAAUCGAACGUGUCACUCAAAUUUUGGGACGGCGCACAAAAAAUAAUCCUUGCCUUAUUGGAGAACCUGGUGUUGGAAAAACAGCUAUUGCAGAAGGCCUUGCCCAGAGAAUAGCCAAUGGUGAUGUUCCAGAGACUAUCGAGGGUAAAAAGGUUAUUACCCUGGAUAUGGGUCUUCUUGUUGCCGGGACUAAGUACCGUGGUGAAUUUGAGGAAAGGUUAAAGAAGCUGAUGGAGGAGAUUAAGCAAAGCGAUGACAUCAUCCUCUUUAUUGAUGAGGUGCACACAUUGAUUGGAGCAGGAGCUGCUGAAGGGGCAAUUGACGCUGCAAACAUCUUGAAGCCUGCACUAGCUCGUGGCGAACUUCAGUGUAUCGGCGCAACUACCCUGGAUGAAUACCGUAAGCAUAUUGAAAAGGACCCUGCACUAGAAAGAAGGUUCCAGCCUGUCAAGGUACCUGAACCCACAGUAGAUGAAGCUAUUCAGAUUCUCAAAGGUCUUCGAGAACGUUACGAGAUUCACCACAAGCUCCGCUACACUGAUGAAUCUUUAGUUGCUGCAGCGCAGUUGGCUCAUCAGUAUAUCAGUGACCGGUUUUUGCCUGACAAAGCAAUUGACUUGAUUGAUGAAGCUGGUUCACGAGUCCGACUUCGUCAUGCACAGCUCCCUGAGGAAGCCAGAGAACUCGAGAAAGAGCUCAGGCAGAUUACCAAGGAGAAGAACGAAGCUGUUCGAGGUCAAGACUUUGAGAAGGCUGGUGAACUACGAGAUAGAGAAAUGGAUUUCAAGGCACAGAUAUCAGUCCUCAUAGACAAAAACAAAGAGAUGACCAAGGCAGAAAACGAGGCAGGUGACGGAGGCGCAAUCGUAACCGAAGUAGACAUUCAGCACAUCGUAGCCUCGUGGACCGGCAUCCCGGUGGAUAAAGUCUCCACCGACGAAUCCGACCGCCUCCUCAAGAUGGAGGACACCCUCCACACCCGUGUCAUUGGUCAGGACGAGGCGGUCAAAGCCAUCAGCCGGGCCAUCCGCCGGGCCCGCGUGGGCCUCAAGAACCCCAACCGCCCCAUCGCCAGCUUCAUCUUCUCGGGCCCCACCGGUGUCGGAAAAUCCGAGCUGGCAAAAUCUCUCGCCACCUACUACUUCGGGUCCGAAGAAGCCAUGAUCAGGCUCGACAUGUCCGAGUUCAUGGAGAGGCACACCGUAUCGAAACUCAUAGGAUCGCCGCCCGGUUACGUGGGGUACACCGAGGGAGGGCAGCUGACCGAAGCCGUUCGCCGCCGCCCGUACACGGUUGUGCUUUUUGACGAGAUCGAAAAGGCCCACCCCGACGUAUUCAACAUGAUGCUUCAAAUUCUUGAAGACGGGCGUUUGACCGAUAGUAAAGGUCGGACGGUCGACUUCAAGAAUACCCUUUUGAUCAUGACUUCGAACGUUGGCUCUAGUGUGAUCGAAAAGGGUGGCCGUAGGAUUGGUUUCGACCUCGAUUACGACGAGAAGGAUAGCAGUUACAACAGGAUCAAGAGCCUUGUGACUGAGGAGUUGAAGCAGUAUUUCAGGCCGGAGUUUUUGAAUAGGCUUGACGAAAUGAUUGUGUUUAGGCAGCUAACGAAGCUUGAAGUGAAGGAGAUAGCCGAUAUUAUGCUGAAAGAGGUGUUUGUGAGAUUGAAGGAUAAGGAUAUCGAGCUUCAAGUGACUGAGAGGUUUAGGGAUAGGGUGGUUGACGAGGGCUACGACCCUAGCUAUGGGGCUAGGCCGCUUAGACGAGCUAUUAUGAGGCUUUUGGAGGAUAGCAUGGCGGAGAAAAUGCUUGGCGGUGAAAUUAAGGAAGGUGAUUCGGUUAUUGUUGACGUUGAUUCUGAUGGGAAGGUGGUUGUUCUCAAUGGUAGUAGCGGUGCUCCGUCGGAAAUGGCUGAGGAGCCGAUUGUGUUUGUCUAGAUGUGGGCCCCAUUGGUCUUUUUUCUGCACUGUUUCUGCUGAUUUUUCUAGCAUCGAAAAGUGAUUGGUUCGAAGCCAGUCCAAGAAAAUGACAGUUUUGAGGCAUUUAACUUAAAAAUUAGCCUAGAUGGUAGACUCUUAUUUACUUAUACUGAACAAUGUGCAGAUUUGUAGUCUUAUUGGUUAAGUAUUAUUUCUUUUAUGUUUGGUAGAAACAGUUUGAAUUUAUUAUUAAUUUUUUUUUCUUCAAG